Molecule: messenger RNA, 3964 nt
Organism: Macadamia integrifolia
Lineage: Eukaryota; Viridiplantae; Streptophyta; Magnoliopsida; Proteales; Proteaceae
Product: TORTIFOLIA1-like protein 2
Exons: 8
Coding region: 1130-3679 (849 amino acids)
Cellular component (GO): microtubule
Molecular function (GO): microtubule binding
Source: RefSeq, a predicted model, not a curated record
GCGUAGUUCAUCUAAGCUCUCUCCCUAUAAUAGAUUCUAUCUUCUUUUGAAGUUCUAUGGUGUUCUGGUUCCUGCAAUUUGUAAUAGACGCCACUUUUUCAUUUUUUCUCUCUAAAUGUAAUAGAAAUCUUGUUGCGGUUUUCUAGGGUUUCAGUGGCAAGGGUUUUUGUAGUGGAUCAUGGAGCAUUUUGGAAUGAGAUUGGCUGUGUUUGUAUUUACUUCGAAGUAUUGUUCCUGUUGGUUUGAAUCUUCAUGUGCAUGUUUUGUUAAAGCUCAUACACGGAAACCAGUCUCGUUUUGCUAAAACUCCAGCCUCAUUAUCAGAUUUGCUCUCAUUGGUCCCGUUGCUGACACCAGGACAUAGCCAUCCAAGAAAACUACCCCUUCUCAAGCAUAUCACAUGCCCGGUCCGAAGUGUUUAAGACUAGUAUCUGCAUUUUUUAGUUCCUUGAUUUUAGUGGUUUCGUUUUCCUUUUGGUUAUGAUGGGGCAUCAAUAUCUUGGAUUUUGGUGUUUGUUUAGUUUCCUUUCUUUAAUUUUAGUCUGUGUUGGAACUAGGUUAUUCCUUUUGCCCCUUUUGCUCUCUGGAUGUUCUCCAUGGAUUGCAGGAGACUCUCAUUGCCCUUGUUUUGUGUUCUUAAUAUUGUUCCAUAAAUAUUUCAGCAAUUUUUAUUCUUCUAAGCUCAUACUUGAGCUCGUUUACCUUCUUCUUCUUCCUCUUUAUUUAUUUUUAAUUUUUUUAAUUUUUUUUCUCCUCUUUUAAUCAAGAGCUGGCUUCUCAUAUUUUGGAUUUUCUAAAUAAUUUUGCACUCAUUUCAUUUGUACUAAUAUCAAAGUCACUUCUUGUUCAUGCUUGUGGUUGAUGUUAACUUUGCAUUCUUCCUUCUGAGAGCCAUUUAGGACUUGAGGCUUGGAAAUUUCAUCCAUGAUGGGUAUGGAUUCGACUGUCAGUUGGCUCUUUAAGAGUGCCUUUAUUGCUCUUCAAACACGUGGAUGAUUAAUUAUCCUUCGAAUUGGUUGGAAGUUGUGUGAAGUACUGUGACUCUGUGGUUCUAGGUUGAGCAUUGGAUUUGCUUCAAUUAAAUACUGUAUCAGUAGAGGGAGAACAGUCAUCUUGAGGACUACCUAAGAUGAAAAUGCGAACACAUUUGAAGGGAAAAGGGACUCCUAGGGUUAACACACAGAAAGCAAUUUUUGAGCUGAAACAUAGGGUGGUUCUUUCACUGAACAAGCUUGCAGACCGAGAUACUUAUCAGAUUGGGGUUGAGGAGCUGGAGAAAACUGCUGAAGGCUUAACACCAGAAGGGAUUGCUCCAUUUCUUUCUUGCAUCCUUGACACUGAAGCAGAGCAGAAAAGUGCUGUUCGCAAAGAAUGUAUAAGGAUCAUGGGUACCCUAGUGCAUUUUCAUGAGGGGCUUCUUGCACCACACGUUGGGAAGAUGGUUGCUAGCAUUGUUAAACGGCUUAAGGAUCCAGAUUCUGUUGUCAGGGAUGCCUGUGUGGAAACAGUUGGUGUCUUGGCUUUGGAAAUGUGCAACAGUGGGGGAGAAAGUGAUGGAGCUUUUGUUGUGCUGGUGAAGCCUCUUUUUGAAGCUCUGGGUGAACAAAAUAGGCAGGUGCAAUCUGGUUCAUCAUUGUGUCUGGCCAAGGUCAUUGAUAAUACAAAUGAACCACCAGUCCCACUGCUGCUGCGUAUGUUGCCUCGAGUUAUUAAGUUGCUUAAAAACCCCCACUUUAUUGCAAAACCAGCAGUCAUUGAAUUGAUCAGAAGUAUUAUUCAGGCAGGUGGAGCUGCAACACAAAAUGCUUUAUCUGAUGCAUUAACCAGCAUCCAAGAAGCUCUCAAAAGCAGUGACUGGACAGCACGCAAAUCUGCUUCUGUAACAUUGGGAGGAAUUGCUGGAAAUGGUGGUUCCUUGUUGGGGCCUUUCAAGGCUUCAUGCAUAUCUUCCCUUGAGUCCUGCCGUUUUGACAAGGUGAAACCAGUUAGAGAUUCAGUGCUUCAGGCCUUGCAAUACUGGAAAAGUCUUCCGGGGCCAAUUUCUCCUGAACCUUCAGAAGCAGGAUCUUCUACAAAAGAAAAUUUCUGUGGAGUUGACAGUGGUCUUACUAGGGUGAGUGAUUGUAGUUGGAAAACUAUUGGUCUCAAGAAAGUUGGCACCAGUUCUCUGAAGAAGAGGGUUCCUCUAACUGUUCAAAGAACAUGUUCAAAUAAUGUGGAAAACCCUAAACAAUCCAAAGCAAAUGAUUGGAGUAUUGAUAUUACAGUUCCGAAAACCCAGAGCAUUUCUUUAGUUGAUGCACACAAUGAAGAAUCUGAGGGUAGUACUGUGACUAAGACUUGUGAAAGAAUAGACAGGACUGUGGCAGAAAUGCGGGAUAUUGGAUAUGAUUAUGCGUCAGUAGAUGAAAAGCCAGAAUGUUCAUCUGUGUCGAAUCUUGUCACCGACAACCUUGAGACUAAGUGUGUGACAGUUGCUAAUGAUGGCCUUGAGGAAGGUGGUUUGAUUAAUUCAGUGAGGAUGAAUCAAAUGCCUGUGGUUGAAGCGAAUCACAUGCAACAUAUAACUUAUUCAGAAAGGAUGCAAGAAUGCAGAAGUCUGGAUUCUACAGUUACAGAACUGAGCUUGAGGGGUUUACAAGGGUGUUGUUCAGGAAGAGCAAAUGAAAUGGCCUUCGUUAGAAAGCAACUUUUGGAGAUUGAAAAUAAACAGUCAAACCUUAUGGAUAUGUUGCAGGAGUUUAUGGGGAGCACACUGGGUAGCCUGUCUAUGUUGCAGUCGAAGGUGCUUGGUCUUGAAGAUGCUGUUGAUAAAAUAGCUCAAGAUUUUCAUAGGUUCAGCUAUACUAACAUGGCAACCUCAAAGAUAUUGAAGAAGAGCCAAAGUGUCUCGUCGUCUCCUCGGCUCUCUACCUGCAGUCCUAGGCCAUCAGUUGAUAUCGAUAAUAGACAACCUUCUCAAUUGUCUAUAAGAAGCAGAGAAUUUUGGGAGGAAGCUGCAAUUGGCAAGGGCAGAUCUAAUACUGUCGACAUGUGGAGGGAUCCUACAAUGAACAUGUUCAAAAACCUGACUGCUAAGGGUGUUCAACAGAGCUUUGGCCAUGCACCCCAAAGCUGUCAAACAAGGAAAAAUGAAGGUUUACAUCCUGCUUUGGUUGGUAAAGUUGACGCCAGCCAAAACAGUGUUGAAAGUAAAUGUAGCUUGUGGAAACAUGUGAAAGAUUUUCUGUUUGUAGGGGACCUAGAUUCAGCAUUCGUGGAGGUCCUCUGUUCGGGUGAUGAUCUCGUUCUAAUUGAGCUUCUGGACAAAACUGGUCCUAUUUUGGAGAGUUUGUCUCAUGAGACAACCAGAGAAAUUCUUAGCACUUUGGCAUCACUGUUCCUUGAUCAAAGAUUUCUGGACUCCAUUAUCCCUUGGUUGCAGCAGGUUGUGGACUUGAGCACUACCCGGGGACCAGAUUGCCUUGGUCUGUCUAUGAAAGCGAAGAGGGAAUUUUUGUCUGCAUUACAAGAAGCAGCAGGCAUGGAUUUCCUCAAUCCAGUGAAGAGGAGAUCAAUUACGCAGUAUGCAGUGAAGUUACAGCAAAUUUGGGUUGUCAUGGUGUCUAGGCGAUCCAAGGCGUUGGAGGGGGCUGGACACGGCGAAACUAAUAAGGCACCUGGACGUCUAGGAUAUUGAUGAGAAUUGAUCCUGGCAGCCUGGCAGCAUGGAGGUAACAAGUGUAUUGCUUCUAAGGGGUCCAACUGAGCUGUUUUCGUUAUUUUAUUUGGUGCCGUAUCCUAGAACAGUUUUCUCCAUGGUUUGAUAGAUUGAGGGAUCGCCAAUCUCUGUAGGCUCACUAAUCUUAAAAAUCCUUUACCACAAUUUCUCAAUUUUGUUUGAACUCUCAUAAAUCAAUACUUUGAAUUGUCCUAAACCUCUGGAGAAAUGAAGUAAAACUUUCACUCUUUAUUUUUAGUCAAA